AUGGAAUUUAAUCCAUUUACUGAGCCUUCAAACUUUGUUGAACUGCUUAGCAGUCAACAAAGUGUUUUACUAUCUGAAGUGCAAGUUCUCUUCUAUGGCACUCAAGGCACUGAGCCUUCAAACUUCGGUGAAGACAACCAAGCCUCUCGUAAAGAAAGAAGGACGUGGUCGCCAGGAGAUGAUGUUCUGCACAUUAGCUCGUGGUUAAACACGAGCAAAGAUGCAGUAGUAGGGAAUGACCAAAGGCUUAAUGCAUUCUGGAAAAGAAUAGCUGCGUACUACAAUGCUAGUCCCUCUGUUGGUGGCUGUGAAAAGAGAGAGCCAGCACACUGUAAGAAUCGCUGGCAGAAGAUCAAUGACCAAGUUUGCAAGUUUUGUGGCGCAUACGAAGCUGCGAACAGAGAGAAAACCAGUGGUCAAAACGAGAAUGAUGUGCUCAAACUAGCCCACCAGAUCUUCUUCACUAACCAUAAUAAAAAAUUCACCCUUGAGCAUGCUUGGAAAGAGUUGCGUAAUGACCAGAAGUGGUGCGAGCUGUCUACUGCUAAAAAUGAUGGAGGCUCCAAAAAGAGGAAGUGUGGGGAUGUUUCACAUUCAGCAAGCUCGAAAGCAACUGAAGUGGAUUCCGGUGACGAUGAUGAAGCAACAACUCGUCCUCCGGGUGUUAAGGCAGCAAAGACUCGUUCUAAGAAGACAAUGAGUGAUGGGAAGGAACUGUCUGAGUUUCAGACAAUGUGA
Messenger RNA from Brassica napus (rape), 738 nucleotides. RefSeq names its product glutathione S-transferase T3-like. The record is from RefSeq and is a predicted model, not a curated record. Lineage: Eukaryota; Viridiplantae; Streptophyta; Magnoliopsida; Brassicales; Brassicaceae. The transcript has a single exon. The coding region runs from base 1 to 738 and encodes 245 amino acids.